Oreochromis aureus is the source of this 3540-nucleotide messenger RNA. It is a transcript of the gene zpld1a, whose product is annotated as zona pellucida-like domain containing 1a. The coding region runs from base 829 to 2100 and encodes 423 amino acids. Gene Ontology annotation, cellular component: cell surface. NCBI's taxonomy places the organism in Eukaryota, Metazoa, Chordata, Actinopteri, Cichliformes, Cichlidae. The transcript is spliced from 13 exons. The record is from RefSeq and is a predicted model, not a curated record.
GCAGUUUGUACGCGUAAGGGUGAACAUCUCCUGCUCUGACAGCAGCUGGGGGGGACUGCUGCGUGAGGACUAUCCACCGCCUGUAAGCGCUUUGACACGGGCGAUGUGCCCAUGGAAGCACCAGCUGCUUGUUGAGAAGGGAUGACCAGAAGUGAUUAUGGACUGUGUUGUUCCAGAGAUUCCAACAAGUCCACCUGGGAAUUUAACAUCACACCCCUUACCUGCUGAACCACCUGAACAGACAACUGAUGAACCACCAGUAUCAACCCCAGAAACCGCCCAAAGCCCAUCUGUGGAACGCAGAUACCCAGAGAGACGCAGAGUUCCUCCAAAGAGACUGAAUCUUUGAAAAUGUAGAAACUAUGAUUUAAGUAUUUACUGCCAGUUAAUUUAGAAGUGAAACAGCCUUAGAGUAAUGGCUACAUUUGUUCAUUGUUAGUAAAGGCAGUAGAAUAUUUUAUUGGCAGUCAAAAUUCAUUUCUUAAAGAGUUUACUUAUUUGAAUUAAAAAUCUAAAAGGGAAGGGAUGUAAUAGAGUGAACUGUUGCCCAUCAGUGGUAAUAAUACAGAAGUGCCUGUUACAGGGCUAGUUCUUGGUUGACCAACAUAUAAUGAAAGGAAGCUUGUAGACCACUAAGGGAAAACAAUAGUUUUGAGUUGGUAUGUCCUGCUGUUCAAUAAAACUCGUAUCCACGUCCUUCCUUCCUGAUCCUUUCAAAGAGUCUAAUCCAGAAUAUCACAAUGUUCUUGAGCACCUUCAGAGUUGUCAGGUAGGGAUGCUGUGCAGACCACUCCAUCGUCUGUCCCAAGCUUAUGGAGAACCGCUCACAUGCUGGCUGCCAGGAACCAGGGUGCUGAAAUGGAACAUAUAUUUGUCAUUUUUUUAAUGUCUAGUAAGGCCUUUUCAGUUGGAGCUCAAUUCAAUGGAUACAACUGUGAUGCAAAUUUUCACAGCCGCUUCCCUGCUGAGAGAGAUAUCAGUGUAUACUGUGGGGUCCAGACCAUUACCCUCAAGAUCAAUUUUUGCCCUGUUCUCUUCUCUGGCUACACUGACACCGACCUAGCCCUUAAUGGUCGCCAUGGAGACGCCCACUGCAGAGGCUUUAUCAAUAACAACACCUUCCCUACUGUUGUAAUCUUUAGCAUCAGCCUAGCAACACUUGAGUCCUGUGGUAAUUCUUUGGUGGUGUCAACUGCUCAAGGACCCAAUGCUUAUGGGAACCUGUCCCUGGUGCAGAUUGGAAACAUAUCAGGGUAUAUUGAUACACCAGACCCUCCAACUAUCAUCAGCUACUUGCCAGGUCUAUUGUAUAAGUUUAGCUGCAGCUACCCAUUGGAAUACCUAGUCAACAACACACAGCUGGCCUCGUCAUCAGCUGCAAUCUCAGUGAAGGAAAGCAAUGGCACUUUCAUUAGCACGUUGAAUCUCCUGCUGUAUAAUGACUCAUCAUAUAUUCAGCAGUUGUCCAUCCCAAUGGCAGGACUGACCCUGAAGACACGCAUAUUUGCAGCUGUAAAAGCCACUAAUCUGGAUAGAAGAUGGAACAUUCUAAUGGACUACUGUUACACCACACCUUCUGGAAAUCCUAAUGAUGACCUGCGUUACGAUCUUUUCUUUAGUUGUGAAAAAGACCCCCAGACCACAGUGUUUGAGAAUGGGAAGAGCCAGAUGGGUCGUUUUGCCUUUGAAGUAUUCCGCUUUGUAAAGCACAAGAACCAGAAGAUGUCCACUGUCUUCCUACACUGUGUCACCAAGCUGUGCCGAGCAGAUGAUUGUGCAAUGCUGAUGCCAAUCUGUGGCAGCAGGAAAAAGAGAGAUGUCUCUGAGGGAAAGGGAUCAAAUUCUGCAUCUGGAAAUGCCAUCCUGACUGCUGGGCCUAUCAUAACUCGGAGUGAUGAAAUACCAGCCAAUAAUUCUCAGCUGGCCCAUCUUAAAGCUCCAGUGUUUCACACAAAUACAGUGACCAUCGCACUCAUCUCAGGCAUGAUCAUUCUGGGUGUCAUGUGCCUAUGCUUCUUCAUCAUGUCCCUCACCCUUCUGAAAGGGAAGAGCGCUCCAGUCGGCACCCUGUCAGGAGUCCGAAACCUAACCUUCAACUGAGUACCUGAACUCACUGCAGACAUUUCUCAUCAGUUCAAUGCUAACCAAGAAUGCAGAACACACGCUGUCUGUGCAUAUGGGCAUCAAAGAAUUUAACUGUUGAAUAAAAUACCUGUUACCAGGUCUGUACAAUGAGUAUUAGUGUAGGAGUUAAGUAAAACUGGGUUUUGUGUUCCAUUUUUGUGUUACACAAAAAGCUAAGCCUCAGCCUGCAUAUUUUUCAUGCAGCUUUAACCCAUUAGUGGGGAUACUAAAAACUUACUGCAAUACCUCAGCUAUACAGUUUUCAUUGCAGGGUACGGGAUCAAUUAUAUGGCUUGCAGUGCAUUAUAUAGUGUAUAAUAAACAUAGCAUUUCCUGAUAGAUAUUAGAGAGAUAGAUUUACUUAAUCAUUUAUUAGAAGUUUUUUUCCCUAAAUAUGUAUUUCAAUUGCUUGCUUUAAAUAUUUUUAGUUACUCUGUUAGCAAUAAACUUGAUUGUUAAGGAUAUUUUGUACAUGUGCUACCUUAUGUAUAACUUUUCCUGAUAUGUGGUUAAAAUGCAACUUGAUCUGUUCCCAAAAUGUACAAAUUGUCUUCAAACGUCCAUGUUGCUAAUACUGCACCUUGACUUGUUAUUAAAACAUACCCAUUUUCAUAUUUCUAAAAAUAAACUAUACAUUCCCUCUUAAACACUACUGUGGGAUUACAAGAAUUGAUAAAUGGCUAGCAUUGAUAUAGCUUGUAUUUUUACACUACAAUCCACAUUUAUCCAUUCAUGCACACGUACAUGUAGUGCUUAGUCAGAUCAUACAACACUGCUAUCUAACGCACACAGACACACACACAUCAGAUGGGGUGGAGAUUGGGGGUGAGGAAGCAAAUGUAAAUUUCUGCAUUACCAAUAUACAAACCUGAUGUAAAAUCAGUUUGGUUCCUUAUCAUAGUCCUUAAUAACCUCAAAGAUCUCUUUGCUUCAUGGAGGGGCUUAACUUCCUCUGGGAUCAUUAAUAAUUUUAACGUUUCUUUUAAUUUUUAUAGAAAACCUAAAGCUAAUAUAACAGAAUAGAAUUCAUUAAAACAUUUUGUUUUGUAUAUAUGGAUAAUUUUAUUUAAACGCUUACGUUCCCGUACUGUGCAUCCAUGAAACAUAAGACGAUUCAACCUGCGUCAUUUCUGUCUUCCGUUUAUUUACUUUCCGGCUCUUUGAAACGUCAUGGCAAAAUGUCCAGGAAAAACACCACGUUUUUUAAAUGGACUGACAAUUGGGCUAAUCGUUACUUGCAGGAGGCUUGCUUUCAAGGUACAUCAGCAAUGAAAAAAACUUCUUGCCAACUAAAUGUUUUUUUAGAUUCCAUUUUUUAUUCUAGGGCUUGUGUAUCCAGAUGAACAAUUGUAAGUUUAAAAAUCUUUUGAUAAUAUAUGCUUAUCCCUUUUGGAAUUAGUCUUGUGUACUUCUUUU